Messenger RNA from Bombyx mori (domestic silkworm), 2792 nucleotides. RefSeq names its product proton-coupled folate transporter. Gene Ontology annotation, cellular component: membrane. The coding region runs from base 275 to 1717 and encodes 480 amino acids. NCBI's taxonomy places the organism in Eukaryota, Metazoa, Arthropoda, Insecta, Lepidoptera, Bombycidae. Gene Ontology annotation, biological process: transmembrane transport. The record is from RefSeq and is a predicted model, not a curated record. The transcript has 9 exons. Gene Ontology annotation, molecular function: transmembrane transporter activity.
UAUCUGUGACUGAAGUGCAGUACAGUGGUGAUUACUGGUGAUGAAUAUGAGUCCCGCGCGCGUAAAAUUCACAACUUUUCGAGUUUAGUGAAUGUUGGGUGUUUGAUCAACAGCAUUGUUAAGUUUAAAAAAAUGCAUGUUUCAUGUCGCAUUUAACAUUCACUUGCAGAUCACGUUAUAAAACUGUGUUGGUAAAAUCUCCAAAAUAUAAUACGCUUGCAAUAUAAAUAAAAUCGUAUUAUUUUACCCAUAUUUACUAUAAAAAAAAUUAAAAAUGUCAACUACAAGCAAAGAAAAUAUAGGCAUGAUUCAACCAAGGAUGCCAUGGUACAAAUAUAUAACGGUGGAACCAACAAUGUUCUUCUACAUGAUGGCAUAUAUGAUCACAAAUGUAAUAGAGCAAACAUUUUAUGUCUUUCAAACGUGUCAUAUUAAUCAUGGCUAUAGUACAGAAAUAUGUUACAACAUUAGCAAACAUGCAGAUAUCAAUAAAGAAGUACAGGUGACAGUAUCAACAUUCCAUCAAUGGAACGGUAUAGCAAGUCAUGUUGUUCCUCUAUUUCUAGCCUUUUUCUUGGGCUCAUACAGUGAUAAAAGAGGACGAAAAAUUGUAUUAUUGGCUGGGCUACUGGGAAAAUUAUAUUUUUCCAUCAUGAUUACUGUGAAUACAAUGAAUGAUUGGCCUGUAGAAUAUGUGAUAUACACGGCUGCUCUACCAAGUGCACUGACCGGUGCUGACUUGGCUAUAUUUGCCGGAUGUUUUGCUUACAUAGCAGAUGUAUCUUCAGUAAAAAAUAGAACAUUGCGUGUUGGAAUAUUAGACGUAACUUAUUUAAGCACAUUGCCCAUGGGUAUAGCUAUAGGAAAUUUAUUAUACAAUAAGGUAGUAAAUAAGUCGUUCACGUCAAUGUUUGCAAUCAAUACAUUUCUAAUGGUUCUGGCGACGUUACAUUGUUUAAUAUUUCUCGAUUGGCAAACACGUCAAGAACAGAAGUCUCUAAAAGAAGCCGGCGUAAAGAACCCGUUUACUGAUUUCUUCGACACAAAUAAUAUCGUUCAGACUGUUGUUACGUUAACAAGAAGACGAUCGAACAAUAAAAGACUAUUUUUGUGGCUUUUGCUUACAUCGAUGGCAUUCUAUACAUUUCAAAGAGAUGAAAAACAAGUGAUGUACUUAUAUGCACAGACCGUCUUCAAAUGGAACGAAACCACAUAUAGCAACUUUAAAACGUACUUGAGCACAUUGUAUGUGAUUGCUAUGUUGUUUGGUAUACCUUUAAUGACUAAACUACUGAAGUGGAGGGACACGUUAAUAGUGAUGCUUGGUGCCGCAGCCCACAUAACCGGGCAUCUAGUGUAUGCUCACACCACAGUUGGAAAGAUGAUGUACGUGGGUGCUACGGCGGCGGCAUUAGGACCCAUUGUGGCACCACUCAUACGUUCCAUUACUUCAAAACUGUUACCGCCUGAUGAAAGAGGUGUAGCAUACGCUUUCUUAUCUGUCAUGGAGAACGCAGUAGCUAUAUUCGCGUCGAUCGUGUAUACGCAGAUUUAUAAUGCUACCAUCGGCACGGAAUACAUAAAUUCAAUAUUUUAUUUUACUAUAUCGACGCAAGUUAUAGUUUUUCUAAGUGCUUUCACAAUGGAUAUAUUGUUAAAAGGCAAAAAAUUUGAUGAUAUUAGUAACGAAGAAGAGAAAAGUAUUGCCAUGAGUUAAAUGUUAUCCAUGUUGAUUUGAUAUGUAAAAUAGCAAGUAAUUAUUUUAUUAUUAGAACUAAAUUUGCAAAAAGACGUCCCUUUCGUGUCUUAUUGUUAAGUGUUGAAUUAUAUCAGUUCCUAUUUCUUCUGUAGUUUUUAUGUGUACUUUUAAAUAAAAAGACUAAUACAAAAAAUGUAACAAUCCAUAGAAUCGGACAUCAACUAUAAGUCCUAAUGUCUUAUUUAAGUUUCUAAUCAAAUCUGUAUUGGUGUAAUUUUGUUUUGUCUGUUUCUGCUAAGUGUAGUAAAAUAAUAAUUAUGUAUUUAAUAAACUAAGCUUGGUGAUUUAUAGAAAUAUUUUGCUACAAAAGUUGCACAUGAUAAAAUAAAACAAAACAAUUUGAGGUGCAACAAUUUUUAUCAAUGUGUAUGUACAGAUUAGAUCCGCGAAUAUAAGAAUUGGGUCGCAUAUUUUAAAUCCGCGAAUAAGGAGCUUUUAUUGUACUAAGAAGCGUUUACUGUACCUACCAAAGCAUCCUAAGAGCAUAAGAUGAUUUUCUGUUACAAAGCGAAAUAUUAUAUACAUCAUAUUUACGGUUGUGUUAUCAUUUAGUUAUAUGGCUGUUAUGAAACGUUCUUACUGUGAUUACAAAUUAUUUAUACAUACGACGUACAAAUACGGGUGUGCAUUUGUGAUACUGGGUGAUAAAAAUAAUAUUAUGUAACUCUGACAAUUUUAUUCGAUAUUUAUUGAGCGUGAUCAGAUAAGAUUAUAAUAUCAAAUCUAGCUAAAUUUUUAUUGAUUUAAUAGAAAAGACAAGAUUUUAUUAAAAUCUGUUCAAUACCAGGUGUUAAGUUUCAAUUCUUAAUAAUAAUUAAAAAUAUAUAAAUAUUCAAUCAAAAAUAGUAGAAACUAUACUUUAGAUGUAAGAUAACAAGCAUUUUUUAACAUCUUCCAAUUGGUGUAUUUUAUAAUUUGUAAUACACAUAGUAAUUAUAUAUUUAAAUGUUAUAAAAAGCAACAUUAUUUGGGGUAUACAUAAUGUUUUGUAUUAGAAUAUUGUUAUUUGAAUAUACUUCUGUUAAAAUAUGAA